AUGACGACUCAACGUCCCGUGUCUGAGCAAUUUAAUCUUCAACAAAAGCCGGGAUCUAAUCAACAAUACCGCCAGUCGGCAGAUUUAUCUCACCUAAGUCAACAACCGACAAAUAAUAGAAGCUCCCGUCCAACCUCCGAAAUAUUCUCCGCUAAUAAUCAUAAUACUUACCAAUCACCUGAAG
Molecule: messenger RNA, 184 nt
Organism: Dentiscutata heterogama
Lineage: Eukaryota; Fungi; Glomeromycota; Glomeromycetes; Diversisporales; Gigasporaceae
Source: the annotation of a GenBank genome assembly